Diospyros lotus (date-plum) is the source of this 2391-nucleotide messenger RNA. RefSeq names its product protein RBL. Gene Ontology annotation, cellular component: Set1C/COMPASS complex. Bases 481 to 2169 code for a protein of 562 amino acids. Gene Ontology annotation, molecular function: protein binding. NCBI's taxonomy places the organism in Eukaryota, Viridiplantae, Streptophyta, Magnoliopsida, Ericales, Ebenaceae. The record is from RefSeq and is a predicted model, not a curated record. The transcript is spliced from 4 exons.
UUGAGGAGUUGAUCCUUUUUCAGUCGGGAAAAGAAAAAAAUAAAAGAAAUUAUUAGAGAAGUCGGUAUGGGCAGUCUCGCAAGUACAACGUUUGGAAUUGGAAACAUUCCCCAAUUCCCCCUAAUUCCAGAUUUGCUCAAUUUGAUAAGUCACAACUCUCAAUUUGCUCAAUUCGAAAACCUAUUCGGGUUUGAAUUGGGCAUGCCAGAGCACUAAUAAAGAAUUGGAUCUCUCGGAACUGUCGAACAACGCGAGCGAGCGCUUUGUGGAUCGGCAAAAUUCGUCGCCCGGAAGUCGCUUCUCCGGCGGUAGAAGGGAAGGGAUUCUUAGAAGAGGGGUUUCCGGCGGGCUUAGGGGCCCGUAGGUCCCUCGCUCUCUCGGUCUGUCUGUCUGUCUCUCUCUUUGCGCUGCGAAUGCGGCAGAAGCCGAGUUCCCGGAGUUAGUGUAGGGCACAUUCAAGUAUACUAAGCGACGACAAUAAUGAAUGCUCCCAUCAUCGAUCCGUUGCAGGGGGAUUUCCCGGAAGUGAUAGAGGAGUAUUUGGAACAUGGCCUCAUGAAAUGCAUCUCCUUCAACCGGAGGGGAACUCUUCUUGCUGCUGGGUGCUCUGAUGGAAGUUGCAUUAUUUGGGAUUUUGAGACUAGGGGAAUUGCUAAGGAACUAAGGGAUAAAGAUUGUGUUGCUCCCAUAACUAGUGUCUGUUGGUCAAAGUAUGGACAUCACAUACUUGUGUCUGCUGCUGAUAAGUUGUUAACACUUUGGGAUGUUGUCAAAGGAGAGAAGAUUGCUCGUACAAGUCUGAAGCAAACUUCACUACAAGCUCGUCUACAUCCUGGUUCCUCUACUCCCUCUCUUUGCCUAGCAUGUCCACUCUCAUCUGCCCCUGUAAUUGUGGACUUGACCACAGGAAGUACAACUGUCCUUCCAGUUUCAUUGAAUGAGACAGGCACCGGAUCUGCCCCUUCAUCGCGCAAUAAGUUCGCGGAUGGUUCUGCCCCUUAUACUCCAACUGCUGCUUGCUUUAACAAAUAUGGGGACCUGGUCUAUGUGGGUAACUCUAAAGGAGAAAUACUUAUAAUAGAUCACAAGAAUGUCCAAGUUCGUGGUGUUGUUCCUAUUUCUGGGGCUGCUGUGAUAAAAAAUAUUGUAUUUAGUAGGAAUGGGCAAUAUCUUUUGACAAACUCAAAUGACCGUACAAUCAGGAUUUAUGAGAACCUUCUGCCCCUGAAAAAUGGACUUAAAGCCCUUGAUGAAUCAAACAAUACCCAGGAUGAGCUAUGUGGGAUUGAGAAGCUGAAAGCUGUUGGAACAAAGUGCUUAUCAUUAUUCAGGGAGUUCCAAGAUUCUAUCACCAGAGUACAUUGGAAAGCACCAUGUUUUAGUGGUGACGGUGAGUGGGUUGUUGGUGGUUCUGCUGCCAAAGGAGAGCAUAAAAUCUACAUCUGGGAUAGGGUUGGGCAUCUUGUGAAAAUACUAGAAGGCCCAAAAGAAGCAUUGAUAGAUUUAGCAUGGCAUCCUGUUCACCCUAUUGUAGUCUCUGUUUCCCUGACUGGAUUGGCUUAUAUUUGGGCUAAAGAUUAUACUGAGAACUGGAGUGCAUUUGCUCCAGAUUUCAAGGAGCUUGAGGAAAAUGAGGAGUAUGUAGAACGAGAAGACGAGUUCGAUCUGAUGCCUGAAACUGAAAAGGUAAAAGAAUCGGAUGUUAAUGAAGAUGACGAGGUUGAUAUUGUCACAGUAGAAAAGGAUUCGACUUUCAGUGAUUCAGAUGUGUCCCAGGAAGAAAUAUGCUUUCUACCAGCCAUUCCUUUUCCUGAUACUCCUGAGCAUCAAGACAAGUGUGUUGAAAGUUCCUCAAAGCUGGUGGACAGCAACCAUUCUGGAUCUCCGCUUUCAGUGGAUGCUGGACAAAAUGGGCAAGCAAUAAACCAUGCAUCAAGUCCAAUAGAAGCAGUGGAGAAUUCUGCCGCAGAGGACACUGGAGGAACACGCAUUAAAAGACGACGAAAACCUUCGGAGAAGGUGUUGGAGUUGCAAGCUGAGAAGGUGAAGAAACCUUCAAAGAAGAUAAAACCAUCUGGUAAAUCAUCAAAAAUUAAAAGUAAAUCUGUAGUUGAAAAGGGAACUAGUAUUUGUGUGUCUGCAGAUGAUGUUAGUGAAGAAUACAAUUAGUUUAAAGUCCCCAUCAUUUAAUUGAUCUGUGCUAUGAAAAACUUACUCCAGCUGGAUGAUAUAAAUGUUAUUUAUUGUUUCUAGAAAUAGUGGUUGGUAGAUGGAAAAUGUGGUGCCUUCUAACUUGCAUCAAUUUCUUGGGAUUGAAACCCAUUGUAGUAGUUUUCCUUGUUCUUGACAGGUUGUACGCAGAAACAGAAUAAAAUUAUUGUUAUUUAUGCA